AGGCGCAUCUUCUGGACUGUCGUGUACCUUCUGAGCGCAGCAACAGCGCAACUCUAGAAGUUGCCAGAGAGGAAGAAGCAACUAGUCCACAUAGCCAAUGGGGCAGACCACAUUUGCUGUUCUUAGGCAGCCUGUUCCUUUUCGCUAUGGCCUUGAUUCCAAGGAUACCUGGUUUUCCUCGUCACUCUGUGCAGACUGGGCAUAUGACAGAUCUUUGGGACGAGGCAAUUAUCCAAUCGCAGCACAAAACCCAGGAGAAGUCCUCCUGUGGACACUAUGGAUGUGGACAGUCAGGGUUGCGGCUGGGAACCUGUGGCUGUGAUGACAGUUGCAUGGCGGAUGGAAGCUGCUGCUAUGACUACCAGCAGCUUUGCAAGGUCAGUUCGGCUGAAAGCUCCAAAGAUAAGGGCAAAGUCGGACGAUGUGCAACUUACGGAUGUUCCAAAGCCUAUCGCUACGAUCAUUCGUGUCAAUGUGUUCCCAGUUGCAAAGACUUUGGCGAUUGCUGUCCCGACUACACGUCGCACUGCGGGGCCAACCAGUCCCGUGCUUCUGAGAGGGCACCAAAGAAAAAUGAGGAGCCAAAAGUGAAAGCCGCUUUUGUACCUCAAGCAUAUGUGUCCGCAGGAUCGAAAAAGAAGCAUAAGGCAUUUGCGAAGGAUCGCGAAGCAAGCAUUCAACUUAUGCGAUGGCAGGCAGUGCGAAGCUGCCCUCCCCAGUUUCUGGACAAGACCAUUUUGGCGGGGAAACAGAUCGCCAAGUUGUCACAGAUCUCCACUGCAGCUGAUUGCCAGAAGGCUUGCACUGAUCACGGCACUACAUGCGAUGGAUUCGUUUGGGAGAUGAGCGGCACCUGUGUGCUGUCGGACCUGAAAAAUGAUCUUCCAAUGAUGGUGAUCCAGGAAGGCUUGAUUGCGGGCAUGCCGUGCUGUCGUCCUGGCGUCAAGCACAAUGAGUCACAGGUGCUCAGGGAUUGUCCUGAGAAUGCGCUGGACACAGACAUCACAACAAAUGCAGGCCUCCGCGACGUUCCAAAUGUGAAGAGCGCCUACAAAUGUCAGGAGGUUUGCACAAAAACAGCAGCUUGCGGUGCUUUUUCCUGGAAUCCUGGUGCUCAUAGGUGCAGUCUCAAACAGCUGGCACCAACAGAGACUACAAAAGUGAUGGCCAAGGCUGGCUUCGUGUCUGGCUUGCCAUGUGGUUGUCGAGCAACUCCGGAGAAUGCCCUGUGGCCCGGCAGCGACGUGGAACGCUUCACCAUGCCCUUGCCCCGAGGGCAAACCACCGCCAAGCCUGGCAGCCUCCUGUGUUUAGCACUGAUGGUGCCCUACUCAUACGAAGCAGGCUUACUGGUGAUGCAAUACAGGCAUCAUGUGGGGAUUUUCUCAUGCGACGAGUACCAGGUCUACAGCAGUCAGGCCAUGGUUUUGGCACCUGGACUUGAAACUCGGAAGGUGUUGACCAGUCAAAAGUGCGAAGUGGGAGGAGAAUUCAAGAGUGCUUUGAACCUCCGCAUUUUCGCAAGCUUUUGGAGGCAAGUCGUGAUAGACGGUCAGUACCUGCUCUACAACUGGAUUGUCAAGGCUGAUCCUGACAGUGUCUUCUUUCCGCAGCGCCUGCGGCCCAUCUUGAAACAACACGAAGCAGGUUCCAUGAGCCAAAGCAGCCCAGGAGUCUACUUCAACAACUGCAAGUUCGGAAUGCAUGGACCGCUAGAGGUCUUUUCCGUGGCCACCGUCCGCGCGCUGAGUUCCAGCUUUGUAGGUUGCUAUGAUUUUUUCCAGAAGCUUUGCAAAGGCGACUGUCAAUGGGGUGAGGACAUGUGGGUGGAUCAGUGCUUGAAGCGCUCUGUCCAAGCAAAACGUGUUUUCAACUCGGACUUGCUAUCGGAAGCUCACUGCGAUCCCUCGCCAGGCUGGCAAGAGUGCAAAGAUCCAAUCCGCGUGGCAUUCCAUCCUUUCAAAACAGUGACCGAUCACCGCAUUUGUCAGCAAUCUGCGGAGAUGGCUGCCAUUGCAGCUUAAGGCUGGCGAUGCGCAUACCAGCGAUUCGAGACCCCUGGCCUCGAAAUGGGUGCCGUGGCUUUCCCCUGAAGGGGAGGCCUCAGGUUCACCAGUGACAAGUUUAUUCUUAGCUCCAGAACCAUGCGACCAGACCAGGUG
Molecule: messenger RNA, 2162 nt
Organism: Cladocopium goreaui
Lineage: Eukaryota; Dinophyceae; Suessiales; Symbiodiniaceae
Source: the annotation of a GenBank genome assembly